AUGCCAGAGUCGCACGCGGGCCCAACGUCGCUCUCGCGAUAUCGUCCUCUGCUCUACCUUUUUACCGGAGUCGUAGCAGCCUACGCCCUCGUUUACAUCCACAAUAACCUCAUCUACCCCAGACCAGAGCAGACAUCCUCCUCCCUCCGCCGCCGAAACGCCGUCCGCCGGAGACGAAACGACCCCGACGAUGUCACCGACACACCCUCCCACCGCGCAAUCACACAUCUCGAACAACUCGAGCGCCAGAAUGGAGUCUACGGUACAUUCCGCAUCGAAACUGAGGACGGACGACGGGUGGAAAGUGGCCUGCUGCCGUCGCUGUUGGCGACACGAGACCAGUUAAUGGAGGAAGUUGGGGUGCCGCCAGCCCAUGCGGAGCGGAUGCGCGAGAUGAUGGAGGAUACGUUCUUGGAGUCGUUUCUUGCAUUGGAUUUCCCGCCCGAGCACGUUUUGGAGGAAAGGAGUCCUGAGAGGCAUUAUCUGUCGGAGCAGUUGCAGCGGCGGGGGAUUUCGCGGGCUGGGGUUGAGAGGGCGCUGGCGCAGUUCAAUGAAAAUAGUAAUUACGGGGAGGAACUAAGGCAUCGGAGACAGAAUGGGGAACGGGUGACGCUGUCGACGUCGACUUUUCCGGAUGUUUCGGUCCCCGCACAGAAUAUGGAUGCUGAUACUGUGGUGGAUGACCAGAGCGUGUUCUCGUGGAGGGAUGGGAAUAAUGACACGUCGCCUACGCGAGAGGGUCAGAAUUUGCUCAACUUGCUAUAUCAUAUUGCGGAGGACCAGUCGCGGCGGGAUGGGUAUAUCCAUCGAGGAGUUACGUGCAACAGCUGCAAUGCCAUGCCCAUCCAAGGUAUUCGGUAUCGAUGUGCAAAUUGCAUUGACUACGACCUGUGCGAGACGUGUGAAGCGAUGCAAGUGCACAUCAAGACACAUUUGUUUUACAAAGUCAGAAUCCCUGCGCCUUUCCUCGGAAAUCCUCGACAGUCUCAGCCCGUUUGGUACCCCGGCAAACCGGCGAUGCUCCCUCGCAGCCUUCCGCGGAACCUUGCCAAGCGUUUCAUGAAGGAGACGGGAUUUGAAAAUACCGAAUUGGAUGCUCUGUGGGAUCAGUUCCGCUGUCUUGCGAACUAUGAGUGGCCAGAUGAUCCUAACAAGCUAUACAUGGCUAUUGAUCGCAAGACUUUUGAUCGCUGCUUCGUGCCCAAUACGUCUAUCCGGCCGCCUCCUCCAAGUCUUAUCUAUGAUCGCAUGUUUGCAUUCUACGACACCAACAGUGAUAAUCUGAUUGGAUUUGAGGAGUUCUUGAGAGGUCUCGCUAGUCUCAAUAACAAGAGCAACGAUGAACGGCUGCGCCGUGUGUUCCGUGGAUAUGAUAUCAACGGCGACGGCUUCGUGGAACGGAAAGACUUCCUGCGUGUGUUCCGGGCAUACUACGCCCUCAGCCGCGAAUUAACGCGGGAUAUGGUUGCCGGUUUGGAAGAUGACUUCUUGGAAGGUGGUGCACGGGAUGUGGUUCUGGGUAGCCAGCCUAUCAGUUCAGCAUUCCCGGGCAGUAUCCCUUCCGGAGAGCCGUCGAGAAUCGGUGAAGGAAAGCGCAUCAACCGGGAAGGCGAUAUGGAGGUUAUGGAUAACGAAGGUGUUCUGCGACAUGACGGCUCUGAUACUGGCGAUCGCUAUAGUGUCGUUGGAGAUUCCGCUGUCCGUGGGCAAUUCGGACGUGUAAGACCUAUGUUUCCGUCUACCGUUCGUCUGGCUUCGGCUGCGGAUUCGCAUCACACAGGGAUUGACGGCAUUGGUGAAGAUAUGGACGAGGACGAAGACGAGGAUGGCAGCGAAUCUGAGGACGCGUCGAGCUCAUCGAUUACCAGUGACCAUUGGCCGCCGGCAGAACACAUACUCGAGGAGGAUGUCAUUAACGCUCUUGGCGCCUCGGUUCCUCUCCAAGAAAUCACAGACCCUGUUGAUCGAGCACGAAUUGGAACGGCUGUGUACCACCGCAUGCGGGAUGACGACCAGAGACGAGUAGACGAAGCUCGUCGGUACGGCAUUGACGAGCGCUGGAGGCGGAGAGCAUUCUACACCGACGUAGAAGACGGUGCUACGAUUCCCGAGGGAUACCAGAGAGAUCCUGACCUUGACGAUUCGAGCGAUGAAGAUGAAGACGUCAUCGAUGAACAACCGGAGUCGCACCCGCCAUCGCCUCGCUCGCGAUCUUCGUCCAAGGUCCGGUUUCAGGAUGAUUUCACUGACGAUUAUGAGAUCCGGUCUACGACUUCGUCGCGAAGCAUUCCUGUUGGAGAACGAUGGGGUGGGUUUGAGGUCCCGGAGGUCGAGCGAGAUGUGGGAAAGGAGGUUCUGUAUCAGGUUACGCAGCAAGGGUUUAACGAGCUGCUUGAUAUCUUGUUUAAACCGAAAGAAGAUCUACUUAUGGAGGUCUACCGGACGCGCACUGAGCGGAAGAUAUGGGCAAGAGAGAUUGAGCAGUUUGAGCAAACCGAUCCACACAAGCAAAAGGCCACGGGAGAUGAACCUGAGGACAGGCACCGUGCCGCAGUGGAACAGAGGUCUCUCGACGAGUUGUUAGAGCGCUCAGGAUAUGCGGUUGACAGCCCGUCUCUGGAGCCUUCUCGGAAUGGUGGUCCUGUGCUUGCUCCCCCUUCUCCUAGAUUCAGGGUUCCUGAUGACGAUGUCCGGCCAGUUCAUCUCGCUGAACCAGAUGAUGACGACUUCGACGAAGAAGAAGAAGAAGAAUUUGAUGGAGAGGAGACUGAAGACGAAGACUAUGAGGGGAUGCCUGAACUGGAAGCCCCCGAAGAAUUCGACGAGCCGGCUCCUCGCCCGGUAACACCUGAACUACAAAUAACCCACGACGAAUCCGCUCCUACAACACCCAACUACGAUCCUACUCUUCCCCAACAUCGUCCUGACGACGUACCAACUGAACUCUCUACUACCGGCGAAGAAACCGCCCUUCCCCUCCGCCUCCGCCUCCAACCCAACAACUCCUUCCCAAUACCCUCCUCCCUCCCCUCGUCCUCCCCCGAAGCCGAAGCAACAGCCCCCAAACAGCCCCCCUCACCCAUCCAACCGCUUCCCCCAGCCCCAACAGCCUCAACCUCCACCCUCCCACUAGAAACAGAAGCAUCGCCAACCCGGCCAACACCGCGGAUGCUUUCCCGGUGGGCAUUUCUGAACCAGGUUGAGCGGGAAGCGAAGGAGCGGGGCGGGACAGGGGCGAAGUUGAACUUCGAGGAGUUUUCGAGACGGAUGGCGGCGGAUCGGCAACGGAGGUUGGCGUUUGUGGCGAGUUGGAUUGAGAUGGCUAGUUUUUAG
Molecule: messenger RNA, 3333 nt
Organism: Aspergillus chevalieri
Lineage: Eukaryota; Fungi; Ascomycota; Eurotiomycetes; Eurotiales; Aspergillaceae
Product: EF hand domain protein
Exons: 1
Coding region: 1-3333 (1110 amino acids)
Cellular component (GO): membrane; intracellular membrane-bounded organelle; cytosol
Molecular function (GO): calcium ion binding; zinc ion binding
Source: RefSeq, a predicted model, not a curated record